CGUGCGUAAAAAAAAAAAAGCUGCAGCGAGGAAACGCGCGCUCUCGCAUCUUGCAAAAAAAGAGGACAUUACUAUUUUUCAACUACCGACCUCCACAGCGUUAUGCGUUAGUGUGCUCAGCAUUAUAUCCUUUUUUUUCAUCUUUGAUUUGUCCUGUAUUUUUUUUUUUUUUUUUUUUUUGAUGGUUCCUAACGUGCCCGAUGCUGCUCGCACGAUCCGAUGCUGCCGCACAAGUCCUUAAGGCGCAAAUGAAGACGAAUAAAAGUGGGAGCUAUAACUGGAUUUAACUGGAGGGCAACAGAACGCACGGAAGAACUGAGAAAGAUCCACUCCAACUUAUGGCGUGAAGGGCCUGUGGCUGGCCUGCAUCACUCACAGCUAAUGGAUGUCUUUACCCACUAUGCCUACAACGACAGUUUCUAUGACAAUGGAACAUGGGGCUUCAACGAGACGGAUCAAGAGCAGAAGCACGAGUACAAUUACUACGCCAUGCUGCUCACGCUGCUCAUCUUCGUCAUCGUGUUCGGCAACGUGCUCGUAUGCAUUGCCGUGUCGAGGGAGAAGGCUCUGCAGACCACUACCAACUACCUGAUCGUCAGUCUGGCGGUCGCUGACCUUCUGGUGGCGACGCUGGUCAUGCCCUGGGUGGUCUACUUGGAGGUCGUCGGGGAGUGGCGCUUUAGCAAGAUCCACUGUGACAUCUUUGUCACUUUAGACGUGAUGAUGUGUACAGCCAGCAUCCUCAAUCUGUGUGCCAUCAGCAUCGACCGUUACACAGCCGUCGCAAUGCCCAUGCUGUACAACACGCGCUACAGUUCUCGAAGAAGGGUGACUGUUAUGAUCUCAGUGGUGUGGGUGCUGUCUUUCGCCAUAUCCUGCCCCCUGCUGUUUGGGCUCAAUAACACAGCCACGCGGGAUGCUUCACUUUGUGUGAUCGCCAAUCCCGCCUUUGUGGUGUACUCCUCCAUCGUGUCCUUCUACGUCCCCUUCAUCAUCACUCUGCUGGUUUACGUGCAAAUCUACGUGGUCCUGAGGAAGCGCAGGAAGCGAGUCAACAACAAACCCAAGCGGCGUGCGUGUCAAGUCGCCGUGCCAGACGUGGCCACUUCUCUCAAGGACAAGUGCACUCAUCCUGAAGAUGUGAGGCUGUGCGCAGUGAUUGUCAAGACCAACGGGAGUUUCCCUGCCAAAAAGAAGAAAGUGCUAUUCAUCAAAGACGUGACCAACGAAGGGGAGGACAUGGAGUUAGACGACCUCAACAACAGCGGCAGCAGCCAAAAGCAGAAGCCGCGAUGCACCCUGGGAGAAACGCCAGCCACUAGCCACCAACUGCUGGUGCCCAACAAGGAGGUCAACACCAGCCCUAACUCCUCACCCCCGACGGCCGCCGAAGAGAGCCAGAGACCCGAAAAGAACGGCGACCCCGGCAAGGAGCCUCUGGCGGAUCAGACGCAGAUGGUAGCCAAAGUCUUCCAGACGCAGACGCUACCUAACGGCAAGACUCAGACGUCUUUGAAAACGAUGAGCAAGAGGAAGAUCUCCCAGCAGAAGGAGAAGAAGGCCACGCAGAUGUUGGCCAUCGUUCUUGGUGUAUUCAUCAUAUGCUGGCUGCCUUUUUUCAUAACGCAUAUCUUGAACACCCACUGCACAAAAUGCAAGGUUCCCGCCGAGAUGUACAACGCUUUUACAUGGCUGGGCUACGUCAACAGUGCCGUCAACCCCAUCAUCUACACCACCUUUAACGUGGAGUUCCGAAAAGCAUUUAUUAAGAUUUUGCACUGCUAAAAAAAAUUGCGAGCGAUCGCACUGAAGGAUGAAGACCAGCUGGGAAAAUACCUCAUCCUGGAAAGGAAAACACACCGCAUGGGGUUUCGUUUCCUAAGUGACUGGAGAAAAAAAUACCUUUUUUUCUGAAGGUUCUUUAUGUGAAUUGAUUGAGGAGUCCUUUCGCUCUCCCAAGCUGAAUGUACACCAAGAAAUGUCUGUAACGAUGGCUUGUCUGGUGAAGACAAAUGUACCUUGUUUCUAAAACACAAACAUUGUGCUUGUCACCGUAUACUGCACACGCCGCACACAUGGAAAAACUGGUAUUUAUUGUAUGUAUUUCAUGUUUCUAAAAUGAAAAAAAAAAUUACACAUAUAUAUAUAUAUAUAAUAAAUACAUCAAGUCAGUGUUCAUUGCCGUGUUCAAUCGAAUAUGUGAGCUCUUAUUCUGAAAAGGUGUCACGAAUUGGAAUGGUUGUCGAUAGCAAAACGACUCUUGCUGUCUAAUGUGGCUAUGCCAAUACCUACAUGAUUGCAAUUUUAUAAAUUGGACCUUCAUAUUUCAUGAUUAUCACUGUCAUAAUUUGUUGUAAAUAUGUUUUUCUUAACACAUUUACUGUGUUGUUAUUAUUAUUAUUAUUAUUAUUAUAUGCCUGCGAUUAAAAAAAAUGUGAUGCAUGCCACACAGUU
This is a messenger RNA of Entelurus aequoreus (snake pipefish), 2454 nucleotides long. It is a transcript of the gene drd2a, whose product is annotated as dopamine receptor D2a. The record is from RefSeq and is a predicted model, not a curated record. Gene Ontology annotation, molecular function: dopamine neurotransmitter receptor activity, coupled via Gi/Go; G protein-coupled receptor activity. Bases 382 to 1785 code for a protein of 467 amino acids. Gene Ontology annotation, biological process: adenylate cyclase-inhibiting dopamine receptor signaling pathway; adenylate cyclase-activating adrenergic receptor signaling pathway. Gene Ontology annotation, cellular component: glutamatergic synapse; presynaptic membrane. The transcript has 8 exons. NCBI's taxonomy places the organism in Eukaryota, Metazoa, Chordata, Actinopteri, Syngnathiformes, Syngnathidae.